Zingiber officinale is the source of this 855-nucleotide messenger RNA. RefSeq names its product RNA-binding protein cabeza-like. Gene Ontology annotation, molecular function: mRNA binding. NCBI's taxonomy places the organism in Eukaryota, Viridiplantae, Streptophyta, Magnoliopsida, Zingiberales, Zingiberaceae. The transcript is spliced from 4 exons. The record is from RefSeq and is a predicted model, not a curated record. The coding region runs from base 182 to 667 and encodes 161 amino acids. Gene Ontology annotation, cellular component: cytoplasm.
UUAAUAAAACUUCAUUGCUGUUUGAUGAGCGGAAAGAAAAUAGUUGAGAAAACAAGUUCGAUUCUCCAUUGUCGAGGCCCACGAAGGCAUGUAUGUAUAAAAGCCACCCGAAGCUCAUGAACUUAGCCGAGCCAACAGCAGCCUCUGCUUAUUUGGGGGUUCACCGGCCGGAUUUGAGAAGAUGAACAGGAAGCCGGGAGACUGGACGUGCAGGUCGUGCCAGCACCUCAACUUCAGCCGGCGCGACUCGUGCCAGCGCUGCGGCGACCCGCGGCCAAGCAGCGAGCGCUCGGACCACUCCAGUUUCGGCAGCGGCGGCGGCCGCGCCGGAGGUGGGUCGUCCUUCGGGUUCGCCGGCUCCGACGUCCGCCCUGGCGAUUGGUACUGCUCUUGCGGCGCCCACAACUUCGCCAGCCGCUCCAGCUGCUUCAAGUGCGCCGCUGCCAUGGAGGACUCCGCCGCUAGACGCGGCGGCGGAGGAGGCGUCAUGCCCGACGGCGACAUGCCACGCUCCCGGGGCUACGGCUUCGGAUCAGCCAGCGGCGGCCGCGCCGGGUGGAAGUCCGGCGAUUGGAUUUGCAACAGUUGCAACGAACACAACUUCGCGAGCAGAACAGAAUGCUUCCGCUGCAGUGCGCCGAGGGAUUCUGGCAAAGAAGAAGUCUGAGAAGAGACCAAACUCACAGCGACGGGAGAGCUUACGAUCGUUACAGUAGCACUUAAACUACUAGUUUUGCCAUCCCCGAUACUCUCUGUCUUGCUUCCUUAACUAAGCUUUUGAAGUCUAUGUACCUCCUCCAAUCUUGUUUGUGUUGCUGCGCCUUAAAUUUCUACCUCGAUCAGUGUUUUAAUUAA